UUAACACACUAUUUUGAGUACAAAUAAACAUAAAAUCACCAGGUCAGACAUGUAAAAACAAAAAACUGUUGGCUGCAUCUCUACCUCAAAAUAAAGCAUUUGUAGAUAUUGUCAAAACCAAACUACCAAAAUGCAGAUUUUUUUUUUUUACAUUAUAAUGUCUCUACAAUUUCAACAAAGAAUAUUCUUCUUCAAACUUGUUAAAAAAAAAUAUUUGAGAUUAACUGAAUUGGUAAAAAAAACAACAACUGUGAUUUACAUUUUCCGAUCAUAUUUACAGCUAAAUUUUGCAACAACAUUUUUCCAGAAAAUAUCACAUUGUGCUCCAAACUGUUUCACUCAUUUCCUAUAAACACAAGCUGUAAUAUCGACAUUUUACUAGUUUUUACAAUUACAAUAUAUUUUAAUUUCUGAGUUACUUUUUACAUAAUAACUUUUCCUUCUGAGGCAGUGCGGGGCAUAAAGUAUGAUUGUAAAUAAUAUUUGCCCUGGUUUUAAAAUUAUACAUUAAUAAUAUUCAUGUAUUUAACAUCUUCAAUAUUAAAUACUAAAUAAUGACAUUUAAAAUGAUGGUUCCUGAAGUUUUGGGUAUUUUAGCUGGCCGUUUUUCUUUUUGUUUUUAACCCACCUCCACAUCAGGCGGUGGCUAAUGCUACAUAGCAACUUGUCUCAUACAGCACAAAGCUUAAUUUUAGUCAAAAGACAGAUAGUAACAACAGAAAACGUCACUUCAAAAUAUGUUUCUCUAGCUAAGUAAACGAACUAAAUAAUGCGAAAUGUUUGAGCUAGAUUUAAAAAAUGUUUAUGCUAGCUGGCUAGAUGCUAGCUUACCUUCUAGCUUACAGCGCAAACAUUAAAACGGCUAAAAUUGACUAAAAAGGCAAAUAAAAACCAAGAAAGAGUUAUUUAACGCAGUCUAUAUUUUAUAAAUUUGAAAUUAUUACCAUAAAAAACAGAUUCAGCGAAGCAGUACCAAGCUCGUUAUGCUCAGGCGCUGAGGUUAUCAGUUUUACCUUUGACCUCUGACCGACCAAUCAAAAUGGAGAGAAGUCUGGGAGCUGGCAAACAAAAAGUAUAUUUUAUUGAUCAAUUAGUUGAUUCAGGAUUUAACAAGUGAAUAUUUAUUUUCUCAACAACAUUUUGAUUUAGUUAGGUAGUGGAUGAGAAGUAGUUAAGAAAAUACAUUUAUAAUGUGAUCGUUAAAAGAUGAGGGACAAAUGAGUCUGGCAAGCUUCUCUGAUUAAGCAAUUAAAGACAAUAAGUUUAUUAAAACUAUUACAAAAAAUAUUGUAAAUUAAUAUCUAAUUUAGCUAUACCUGAUUCUGUUUAUAUCAAGCAACUGUUUUACUUCAGUAGCUUUAAAAUAAAAACAGCCAAUUAAAAAGGUUCCAACACUUUUAUUUGAUUCACGUUUGAUCAAAAACCCAACCAAUAUCCAGAGAUCUGGUAGUCCUAUAAUUUACUAUGAAAAUGAUGUUCUUACUGUUUGAAAUUGCAAAUAUUUCUGGAUUUAGCUAAGCUCCCUCUGAGUGCAACCAAGUAGCUAAUUAUUGUGGUAUAAUUGCAAAAGAGUGGACAAAAAUUAAGAUCAAGUAUAUUAGAUAAUAUAUGCAGGUGGCUUGUUAUACAGACCAAUGAAUAAAUAUGCAAUGGCUUGCCAUACUGGCAGGCGCUCUGGCAGCCGGGCGCCGCAUGUCGCCGAUCUGGGGUCAGUUUGGACUCAGGUCACACCAUGGAGCACAUGUCCUCUCCGAUCAGAUUCCGUAGCAAUAAAAAAGAAGCUACGUCUUUUUCAGAAAAGCAGUUGUCCAGUCUUUCCAUCGAAGACCAGGCAGACAUACAGUUCCCCUACGCCAUGAGGGAUCUACCUCCUGUGUCUCAUUCAGCUGAGAAGUCACAGAACCAAGACCGCUUGGAUGUAGAAGAACCUCCGACUGCAGCCAACGGGAAGCUGCCCGGGUAUCCAGGAACGCCCCCUCCAUCCCGUCCAGUUCGCCCUGCCGGUUCUCCGACCGUCCCGCCCCGGCCCAGUCACGCAGGACGGGACUCGUCACAGAUUCUCCCGUUGAAGAGGCAGCUUGUCUCUCAGGUUUCUCUGGACUCUCCUCUGAGCCCGGCCUCACGGCCGCGCAGUCCCUGGGGACAUUUUGACCCGUACGACUCUCCAGAGGAUCAGGACAAGGAGUACGUGGGUUUUGCUACGUUGCCCAGCCAGGUUCACAGAAAGACGGUGAAGAAAGGAUUCACCUUUACGCUGAUGGUGGCAGGAGAGACUGGACUCGGCAAAUCCACACUAAUAAACAGUUUGUUCCUCACUGACCUCUACAGAGACAGAAAAGUUCCCAACGCUGAGGAGCGGAUCAGUCAAACGGUCGACAUCAUCAAGCACACCAUCGGCAUCGAGGAGAAAGGGAUCAAACUGAGGCUCUCCAUCAUAGACACGCCAGGCUUCGGAGAUGCUGUCAACAACACAGCAAGCUGGAAGCACGUAGAAGACUACAUUGACCAGCAGUUCGAGCAGUAUUUCAGAGAUGAGAGCGGGCUGAACAGGAAGAACAUUCAGGACAACAGAGUCCACUGCCUGCUCUACUUCAUCUCUCCUUUUGGCCAUGGUUUAAGGCCAAUCGACGUGGAGUGCAUGAAGGCUUUGCAUGAAAAAGUCAACAUUAUUCCUUUAUUGGCCAAAGCCGAUAGCCUGACACAAGCAGAAGUCCACAGCAAGAAAUUAAAGAUGAGGGACGAGAUCAAGCAGUUUGGGAUUAACAUCUACCAGUUUCCAGAGUGCGACUCAGAUGAGGACGAAGACUUCCAAAGACAGGAACAGAUCCUCAAGGACAGCAUACCGUUUGCUGUAAUCGGGAGCAACAUCCAGGUGGACAGCAAAGGCAGAAGGUUCAGAGGUCGUUCCUAUCCCUGGGGUGUGGUAGAAGUUGAGAACCCGGUCCACUCAGACUUCCUGAUGCUGAGGAACAUGCUGGUGAGGACGCACAUGCAGGACCUGAAGGACGUGACGCGAGAGAUCCACUACGAAAACUACCGGGCACAGUGCAUCCAGAGCAUGACCCGCAUGAUGGUGCAGGAGAGGAAACGCAGUUUACGGGAGAAGCAUCGCGAAGGAAGCGAGGUGGACUUUCCUCUUCCACUCGCAGCAGUUGACACCGAGAUGGAGAGACAGAUUUUCGAGAAAGAUGAAGAACUGAGAAAGAUGCAGGAGGUGCUGGAGAGGAUUCAGGAGCAGAUGCAGCAGAGCCAGAGAGGCACCUGCUGAGCAAACAGACUCAAUCUUCUGCAAACCGGCCAUUUCGACAAGUUCAAGUGAGAGCUUUCAAAAAUAUGGACCAAAAUGUUUCAGUGCAUCUUCGCAGAGAAGGAACAACAACUGUGUGACAACUCAAGCAUUGGUUUAUGUUCAUAUCAAGAGAGCUGGUUGCAUGCUGUUCAAACAGUGUUGUGCGGUGAGUCCAAAAUCCAAUAUAGCAGCUAUAUUUUCAUUUUAACCAAAGCUUAUUAAAGCUUCUAACAAUAUAGAGGCAAAGAAUAUUUAAUAAGGCGACAUUAAAAAAAUUCUUUGGCUGACCUCCCUAUUUUCUGAUGAAGAUAUCGUAAAAAUCGUGUACGAUCUUACCUUUAUUUUAUAUUACCUAUCCUUCUCCACAAACAUCUUUCUCAUUAUGUCGUUAAACAAAAAAAGUCCUCGUUUCCAACUUUUCUUUCAUUUUUAAAAACCUGCCAGCCUUGAACGGUUCUGUUCCGUCUGUUUUCAGUCUUUUCAAUUUCGUAGAAGAAGAGCCAUGUUGCCCGUUGUGUCUGUGUGGCUCAGCACUGCCCCCUAUCAGUAAGGCACGGUACUUUCUGCUUCACCAUGCGCAUUUUCACUGCGCAUUUAUGGCCAAACAGUAAGACUAAAUAUAACACCCACGUUAAUUAAACAUAUCAAACAGACCGCAGAACGUCAAUAUUCGUAGAAAAAUAUUUAUUUAAACAAGUACACUGGCGACAUAGACAGACAUUUGUGUGGUACAGCGCCCCCAGAGGUGAGGUACAGUACUGCACUGCAUUACCUGGUCUUUCAUGUAUUUCAAAAAGAAAUGCGUAAAUCCAGCGAUUUUGACCAUAAAAAUGUUGAAAUUACCAAUAAAAAACAAUUUAUAGAAAAUUCAAGAGGACAAAUUGAUUUUCUCUCAUCAUUGUUAGCAUCUAUUUUACUUCUUAUGUCCUUUUUUAUACUUAUCAGGAUUACAGUGAGGAACCGCCUCCCCUAGCUCCGUUUUUAUUUCCUCUGGGGAAAAUUAAUGCUCUGACUCAUUAUUUGGUGCAAAACUGAUGCAGCAUGAUGCAAUGACCCAGAGGUAAACCAGUUUGCAGAGAGCUGUACUACGACUCAAGUUCAACAUAGCGGUGUUUGCUCUUCAACAAAACCUAAAACUCCUCUGAGAGAGAACAGGUAGAACAACAGUGAUGAUGGUUUCUCCUGGUUUUACUCUUUAGGAUUUCAUGCAAAAUACACAGAUGAUGUGGAUUAAUUUAAAAAUAUAAAGAUAGUUGCAGGAAAAUAUGGCUUCAGUUACAAAAAGAGUUAUCUUGCAAACAGGCGAAAACAAGCAUUUGUGAUAAAGAGUUAAACACUGUUAAUUUGUUUUGUAGUACAGCCUUGUCAUGUUGGUUUCUUCUUCUCCUGCUUUAUUUUUGUACUGUCAUUAUAUUCCUGAACUUCUUCUUCCUUAGCAUUACCCACCAUUUGUGGUCAGCGUGAUGUUGGAUUUUUAAAAUUUUUAUUACAUUGUUUUAUGUCAGUUUUUUAUGUUAAUGUUUGUUUUGUAAGGUCAGAAAAACAAUAAAAUUUUAAACCACAAAAACAAACAGACCAAUGUGUUGUAAAUGUAAUAAGAUUUAUUAAGAACCUUUAUUUUUCCAUCAGCAUAAUUCUUCAUUAAUAUGUUUUAUUCAUUUUCAUUAUGGUUAUUUUCAACAGUGGACAGUUAGAUCUAAAAGGCAGCCCAAAGUGUACAGGCAAUAUAUAACUUAAACUUUCUCCAUAGGGAAAACAUGUUUUUUAUAUUUUAUAUAUAAUAUCAAUGUAGCAUGAGGUCCAGGAUUCUGCCCACGUUAUACAGUAUUGUACAUGGUCCCGAAAAGAAACAUUAAAAGAUCAUUUUUAAAACAAAGGAACUAAACUGCAACCUACAUGCAAAACAAAACCAAAAGAAAACAAGCAUUUAAGAUGCAUACACUCAUAUGCUGAAACAUGCGUACGAUCACAAGUUACAAAACUUCCAUACGUACAAAUAUUACAAAACUCAAUUUCAGUUAUAGACAAUAUUAUUUUACCCAGAAAAGAUCAACAGGCUUUUUUUUUUUUUCCGCUCAGCAUCGCAGUCCAACUCAAAAUGAAAAGUAUUAAAACAA
Xiphophorus maculatus (southern platyfish) is the source of this 5406-nucleotide messenger RNA. It is a transcript of the gene septin4a, whose product is annotated as septin-5-like. The coding region runs from base 1733 to 3268 and encodes 511 amino acids. The record is from RefSeq and is a predicted model, not a curated record. Gene Ontology annotation, molecular function: GTPase activity; GTP binding; molecular adaptor activity. Gene Ontology annotation, cellular component: septin ring; cell division site; septin complex. Gene Ontology annotation, biological process: regulation of exocytosis; cytoskeleton-dependent cytokinesis. The transcript has 13 exons. Lineage: Eukaryota; Metazoa; Chordata; Actinopteri; Cyprinodontiformes; Poeciliidae.